Molecule: messenger RNA, 2739 nt
Organism: Trypanosoma rangeli
Lineage: Eukaryota; Euglenozoa; Kinetoplastea; Trypanosomatida; Trypanosomatidae
Exons: 1
Coding region: 1-2739 (912 amino acids)
Source: RefSeq, a predicted model, not a curated record
AUGCUCUGCUCGACGUCGCCACCGAAGCGGCACUUCGAGAGCACGGCCGCGCUGCGGCAGGCGGUGCUGUGCAAAGAGGAUGAAUACAGCGAGUAUGAACAGUCUGUUCUUGAGGAGAUCAACGCGCUGCGCAGGGAUCCUGUUGCGUUUGCCUCGGUGGUGGGGUCGGAGGCAACGGUGGGGUACCCGUUUGUGCGGGACGAUCCGCUUCCGGCGCUGUGCUCGGAGAUGACGCUUGAGCAGCUUCGCGUGUACAUUGAGGACUUCCAGCGGGAGCAGCGGGAGGUGAAGGAGUCACUGCAGCAUAUACGGAAGGAAUGGAUUGAGUCAGAGGCGGCCAUGAGGGAGCGGUGGGGACUGGAGGAUUUGGAGCGCGCGAAAAAGGCCAGGCGGAGCGGUGCAGUUGGCCGCAAGCAACGCUCCCAGCCGAUGAAGGAGGAAGACUACGUCGUGGAUAGGCAGCGCGCCGCACAGGAGCUCACCGACCGCUACACGCAGCAGUCGGCGGAAGCCAACUCGAGAUUGCUGCACGUGGAGCGCUCCUGCAGGUGGGCGAUUGACGGGGCAAACCUAAUCAUCAGGUGCGUGAAGGAGCUACAGGAGGUGAAGGCGGUGCCGGAGCUCGCGUACAGCCGCAGCCUGACACUUGCCGCGCGAGACAUCGGGAGCGAGUGCCACCAGGCAUCUCGCAUGAAUCUGUCAUCGUCAAAUACGCCACCGCUCGUAACCUCCACUCCACCGGGCAACACGGUUGGUGCUGGGGAAGCACUGCGGCUCCCGCAAAGUCAGGGUUUUUUGAGCAGCGAACACAGCUUAUCUAUGAUGCGUUCACCAAUGUUACAGCCAACAUUUUCAGAAGAGUGGGGUCACACCACAUUGCAGCAGAAUGACAGUAACCGGAACAAUGAGAACGGCCUCCUGGACACGCUGCACCCGCGGAGGGAGGAUGAUUUUGACCGAGCGACCGCCUCGCUGUUGGGUUCGUACAUGGCUUUUUCAGAACACCACACCCCGCAUACUUUUCCAACGCACGAGCUUACCCACGAGAGUGAGCACCUUGCGAAGGCGGCAAUGAACGCCUGCAGCCACUAUGGGUAUUAUUCUGGUGUUAUUCGUGGGAUGCAGCUUUGUGGUGCCUUUGCUCCACGCAAGAUGUUAAUUCGGAUGCUGCUUGGGAUGCGUGCGUCACAGUUUACUGUGCAGGCACAAAAUGCCACUCGUGACGCAAGUGAGUCUCCACUUUUUCCUCCAACAAAACAUACGAAAACGAGCCCGCUUCUUUGGGCCAAUGGUCGCCUGUUCGGUGGUGGUUGGGUUCGGUCACCAGACGGGACGGUGAGCGUCACCAUCCUCAUCGCCACCAGUUUUGAGGAGCUGAGCGUCAUUCACGAACGCCAUGAUUUUACUCUUCCGCAGCUGCAUCGCAUCCUUAACGGUCCCGGCGCAGUUUCCCUGCAAGCAGAACCCACUCGACAGGCUGUGGUGCACAUUCAGUCCUCACUGGGCGUCGAAGUUGUGGAGCCCGUAGCGCAUCCCAUACUGGUGAGUAGGGGGCAGCGUGUGGCGCGGGUGCUUGUGCGGGCGGAUCCAAACACCGCUGACCUCACCGCGACGGUGUGUUGCGCUUUCGAGCCAGUUCCCUCCGUCCCACUGCUAGACCACGAGUUGUUGCUGGUGCAGCGCAGCCGCAAUAACAUUCAAGAGGUGGAGAUCCUACUCGACAUGGAAGCGGCGUGGCACCGCUGGUCAGGCCAACCCCUUCUCGUGCAUUUGUUUGAGCGGGACAAGAGCGCCAAUGUUAUGGGUUCGUUUACAAGCAUUGGCUUCGUUCGUGUGACUACGGUGCAGCGCGCCAGCGACCGUUCCUUGAGCCUCAUACACUCCACUUCCCUGCUGUCUGCAGGAGAGAAGGACGCCGUGGUGGCUCGGAUGCCACCGGUUUUACUACACAGGAGGUGUGAGGCGCCUAUGGAGGUAAAGGAGGAGCCGUACGGCUGGCCACUCGUGACUAUGAACUUUCAGGAGCUCUGCGCAACCAUCAUUGAACCGCUUAGGGGAACGUUGAUUGCAGACGGUGAAAUGCGGCAUAUCGCCAUACAAAUACCACACUUUGCCUACCUGCAGCGCAGCAUUGAGAACGUUCAGCUUCUGCUUGCAAAGGAGUCGUUUUUUGAGUGCUCGGCGAGUGGAGGCCCGCAGCGGAUGAACGAGGUGAUCACCUCUACGAUGGUCAAAUUGAAGGCUGCUGAGGAGGAGUUACAGGAGCAUGAGGGCCCCGCGCAGCAGCAAUUAGCACAACUUCAAAAAAGCAUGGCGAAAAAGCGCGGCAAAGAACUGGCCAGGCUUAAGCGACAGGAGGAUGAGCUGUUGCAGCGCACUUUUGAAAUGAAACACAAUGUUGAGGACUUACGCCAAACCCUGGUGGAUGCGCAGGAGGAGUUGGUGCACCUGGGACGUGAGUGCACUCUUCGCGCCAAACGUCAGCAGAAUUUGCGUAAUGAGUACGAACGGCUAAGCGCAUGCGCCAACCGUACGAACCCGCUCCACGUGGAAGUCGUGCUUGUCGCUGAGGACACCAUGCUGAGCGCUGUGGUGAAGAAUAUCCGGCUGCUCCCGAUUGACGCCAGCUGGACACUGUACGAGGGGGAUGUGCGGUUGACGCAGGGAUUCAAGGGAAACGCUGUGCUUCUGGUGAAUGGGCAGGAGACGGUGCGGUGGGAGGUGCGCCCGGGGUACUAG